Molecule: messenger RNA, 2943 nt
Organism: Bombina bombina (fire-bellied toad)
Lineage: Eukaryota; Metazoa; Chordata; Amphibia; Anura; Bombinatoridae
Gene: LOXL1
Product: lysyl oxidase like 1
Exons: 7
Coding region: 1240-2808 (522 amino acids)
Biological process (GO): peptidyl-lysine oxidation
Molecular function (GO): copper ion binding; protein-lysine 6-oxidase activity
Source: RefSeq, a predicted model, not a curated record
GGUGGGGAGAGUGCAGGCAUUAGGACCACUGGAGAACAGGGCAAAGAUAUGCAGUAACUGAAGCACACAGCUUGUAAGAGACAGGGAAGCGAGAUGCAGAGACAAAGAGUAAGUGGAGAACACAGGAAAGGGGCAGAAAAGGAGAAAAAUACCUGGAAUCAGAAAGUGAAGGGGGACUGAAAGAGAAGAUCUAAAAGCAGAGAAUAAAUAUCAGAAGGAAGGAGCUGCAUAAAGUUUGAGGAAAUAGUGUGGGAGGGGGUGUAGGAAGAGAAAGGAGGGAGGAGAGAGGGUAAAGUGGGGGAGAAAGAUACAGCACAAACAGGAAGCAAGUGGAAGAAAUGGAGAGAGAAAAACAGGGAUGGCAUGAGAGAGGAAAUACAUAAAGGUAUAGAAGGGAGAGCAGAGCAGCUGAGAAGGAAGAAGUGAAGGUUACUGAGGAGGUAACAAGAUAACAGGGGAAUGAGAAGAAAGAAUGGGACUAUUUCCUAUAUGGAUUUUUACAGAGCUUAGCUCCAUUACUCAAUAUUGUGUCUGACAGCUGCAGAGCAUCAUUUCAUCUUCUGAUUGAGACCUACAGAGCACCUCUGUAUUUGCUGAGAUCUACAGAACAUCACUCUAUCUAACACCUGGAUUGUAUUGUUCCAUCAUUGCAUCUCCAGCAUGAUACCUAUGUGGCAUUGCUCCAUCUCUGCAUCUCCUGUCUGAGACUUACAGAGCAUAGUUACAUUAUUCCAUCUCCUGCCUGAGACUUAAAGAGCAUAGUUACGUUAUUCCAUCUCCUGCCUGAGACUUACAGAGCAUAGUUACAUUAUUCCAUCUCCUGCCUGAGACUUACAGAGCAUAGUUACGUUAUUCCAUCUCCUGCCUGAGACUUACAGAGCAUAGUUACAUUAUUCCAUCUCCUGCCUGAGAAGUACAGAGCAUAGUUACGUUAUUCCAUCUCCUGCCUGAGACUUACAGAGCAUAGUUACGUUAUUCCAUCUCCUGCCUGAGACUUACAGAGCAUAGUUACAUUAUUCCAUAUCCUGCCUGACACUUACAGAGAAUCAUUCCAUCAUUAGCUAUCCUGAAAAGAAACAUUCUAUGAAUCAUUCCUGCUAGUGUACUUCACCUACAUGUUUUCAGUUUGCCCAUCAUUAUGUUUGAUUAUUACUAAUUUUAUAACCCUUUCAACAACUGCACCUAUUUGCAUCUCUCCUUAGCGCCUUUUCCUGCCUGGUAAGGAAAGGAGAUACCAACAUGGUUCUUUUAGAAAAACUUUGCUUGUGGCUUUCAGGACUUUCCCUAGCCCUGGGGCAAGAGGGCUGGGGGCAAAUGAUUCAGUGGGAAGAGAGUGGGAGGCGUUAUCGGCUGCUAAAUUCUGGUUCUGAAUACCAAGCUGCAGGUGGAGGCACAGGAGGAACUCGGGUUCUGCUGGAUGGUAGCCGUGGAGGAGGUUCAGACCUCCGUCGGCAGGCACCCACCCAAUCCCGUACUUCAUCACAAACUGUGAGGGGAAACACCCGACAUCCCUUUGGAUUUGGACAGGUGCCUGACAACUGGAGAGAAGGGGGUGAGACAGUAGGUACUGGACGCUUCAUUCCAUCAGCAAGAGGAAGUGGUGGGAGAACACGCCAGGUCCCUUCACAAAAUUCUGUGGCUCAACCAUUUGUUCCCAGGCCACAGCCUCCCUAUGUCCCCCAUGUCCCCCAGCCUGAAUUUUAUCAUCAGGGGUAUGAAGACAGCUAUGGAUACCCUCAGGGAGGAGGAAGCUAUGUCCAGCCAUGGGGUGGAGGAUAUGAGGAGGCUUGGGAGGAACCCUCUCCUCCUUUUGGGCAACCCCCUUAUUUUGCUGCUCCCCCCAUCCAGCCCCAACAGCAGUCUCCCCCAGCUAACCCAUCAUUGCCUCAAGAUGGUCUAGACAGGCGUUUUUCCCAUAGUCUAUUUCAAGGAGGUGAAAGAAUCCCAGAAAGUGAACCAGUAUAUCCAGCAACUGGUGGUGGUGGUGGUGGUGGGAAUGUGGGCUUGCCUCCCUUUGGAGGAGUGGGACUUGGAGAAGGAGGAUAUUAUGGUGCCCAAAGGCCAGAACCAUAUCUGCCACCUGCCAAUGUACCCAGUGUCCCAGCUACAGGAGGUGAAGCCCAAGGUGGUCAACAAAGCAGAGUCAGUGUGGGAAGUGUGUUCAGAGGUAACCAGAAUGCUAGAGGUCUCCCUGAUUUAGUUCCUGAUCCACAUUAUGUCCAGGCUUCUACCUAUAUCCAGAGAGCUCAUCUCUAUUCACUCCGAUGUGCAGCAGAGGAACGCUGCCUCUCAAGCUCUGCGUACAGUGCUGAAUCUUCAGAUUACGAUGUCAGAGUUCUACUCCGUUUCCCGCAGCGAGUCAAAAAUCAGGGAACUGCUGACUUUCUGCCUACCCGCCCCCGUCAAACCUGGGAAUGGCACAGUUGUCAUCAACACUAUCAUAGCAUGGAUGAAUUCAGUCACUAUGAUCUACUAGAUGCCACCACAGGCAGGAAGGUCGCAGAAGGGCACAAGGCCAGCUUCUGUCUGGAGGAUACCACCUGUGACUUUGGCAACCUUAAGAGAUAUGCAUGCACUUCACACACUCAGGGUCUGAGUCCUGGUUGUUAUGACACGUACAAUGCAGAUAUCGACUGUCAGUGGAUUGACAUCACUGAAGUGAAACCUGGGAACUAUAUUCUCAAAGUUGUGGUGAACCCCAAGUAUAAAGUGCAGGAAUCUGACUUCACUAAUAAUGUGGUGAGGUGCAAUAUCCACUACACAGGACGUUACGUGUCUACCACCAACUGCAGAAUUACACAGUCCUGAACAAGCCUUUACAAGGAGAAUCUUACCUCCGAAGGAUUUAUAUCCUACCCCAAAUACGUAGAAAUGUCUUCUCCCCCCCUUGAAACACCUGUGUAAAAAUUCCUCACUUUUUCCAAUAAAAUACAUUUCACUUUU